Dunckerocampus dactyliophorus (ringed pipefish) is the source of this 3101-nucleotide messenger RNA. Its product is annotated as pre-B-cell leukemia transcription factor 1-like. Gene Ontology annotation, biological process: animal organ morphogenesis; embryonic organ development; regulation of transcription by RNA polymerase II. Gene Ontology annotation, cellular component: nucleus. Gene Ontology annotation, molecular function: DNA-binding transcription factor activity, RNA polymerase II-specific; RNA polymerase II cis-regulatory region sequence-specific DNA binding. Bases 197 to 1447 code for a protein of 416 amino acids. The transcript is spliced from 9 exons. NCBI's taxonomy places the organism in Eukaryota, Metazoa, Chordata, Actinopteri, Syngnathiformes, Syngnathidae. The record is from RefSeq and is a predicted model, not a curated record.
GGAGCCUGGCUGUGCUGGUGACAAAAAGCCCCAGGAUGGAGCGCGGGAAAUAAAGGCUCUUUUUCUCCCCGUGCACUAAUUAGUGAAGUGGCGGGAGAAGCUCACCUUCACAAGCGGCACCUCCCGGCGACGCGUGCGCGAUCAUUCACGCACCACAGGGAAUCUGCCCUGCCUGUGUUUUGCGUGUGCGUGUGUGAUGGACGAGCAGCCGCGGCUCAUGCACGCUCACGCGCGGGUCGGCAUGGACGGAAGCGAGCGAAGAGACACUGGAGACAUUGGAGACAUUUUACAACAAAUUAUGACCAUCACUGACCAAAGUCUGGACGAAGCUCAGGCCAGGAAACACGCUUUGAGCUGUGACCGCAUGAAGCCAGCGCUCUUCAGUGUUCUGUGUGAGAUCAAAGAGAAAACAGUGCUAAGUAUCCGUGGUGCUCAAGAGGAGGACCCCCCCGAUGCUCAGAUCAUGAGGCUGGACAACAUGCUGCUGGCGGAGGGCGUGUCCGGGCCGGAGAAGGGUGGGGCCUCGGUGGCGGCCGCAGCUGCAGCGGUGGCAGUGGGGGGCGGAGUCGGUGCGGACAACUCUGCGGAGCACUCGGAUUACCGAGCCAAGCUGACUCAGAUUCGGCAGAUCUACCACACAGAACUGGAAAAGUACGAACAGGCGUGCAGCGAGUUCACGACACACGUGAUGAACCUUCUGAGGGAGCAGUCGCGCACGAGGCCCAUCUCGGCCAAGGAAAUCGAGCGCAUGGUGACCAUCAUCCAUCGCAAGUUCAGCUCCAUCCAGAUGCAGCUGAAGCAGAGCACGUGCGAGGCUGUCAUGAUCCUGCGCUCGCGCUUCCUGGACGCCAGACGUAAAAGACGAAACUUCAACAAGCAAGCAACGGAGAUCCUCAACGAGUACUUCUACUCCCACCUUAGUAAUCCUUAUCCCAGCGAGGAGGCCAAAGAGGAGCUGGCCAAAAAGUGCGCCAUCACCAUUGCACAGGUUUCCAACUGGUUUGGCAAUAAAAGAAUCCGAUACAAGAAAAACAUUGGUAAGUUCCAGGAAGAAGCCAACAUGUACGCUGCCAGAACCGCCGUCAAUGCGGCUAACGCGUCGUCGUCACACGGAAGCCGAGCAAAUUCUCCCGCCACUCCAAACUCUGCAGGUUCUGCUGCAUCUUUUAACAUGUCCAACUCGGCCGACCUGUUCAUGAGCGUCCAGUCUCUCAAUGGUGACUCAUACCAGGGGGCUCAGCUGGGCGCCAACGUGCAGUCGCAGGUGGACCGUCUGCGUCAUGUCAUCAGUCAGACGGGCGUCUACAGUGAAGCCGUGCCAGCCAAUCACAUGUACAGUCCUCAAGGCCUCAAUACAAAUGGCGGCUGGCAGGACGCGGCCACGCCAUCCUCAGUGACCUCGCCGACAGAAGGACCGGGAAGCGUCCACUCAGACACGUCCAACUGAUGUCUGAUGUGACUAUUUGCCAUUUUGUACUCUUUCUCUUGCGGCGUAAGGACAUUUCCACAGUAACUCUGCUCCAAAAGAACAUUCUUUCUUUCUUAAAUGAUUGACAUUUUAUUGUCCACUUUCUGUCCUGUCCUUUGAACUUCCUGUCUUAGCUCAUUGUUGACGUUCCAUUUCGGGAAUGUUGGACAUGUGCAAGUAAGCAGAAGCCAUCUUGGAUUUAUUUGUAAAAAUGCUGGAAACUUUACGACAUCUUUGAGAUGUAACGUUUUGCAUCACAAUGUGACAAGUCUUGCUAUUGCCAGGAGAGCUUUACAUGGGCGGAGUCCCUAUCACGCAUCAUCUUCUGCCUCAAGGGGAGCCGAAAAAGACAACAAUCCCAAUAAAGACUUUUUUUUACACAUGUAAACACAUGUAUGGGAUCAUGAACUCUGAGUUAGUGAAGGAAUCUUUUGUCCAGGAUAGAAUGUUGGCUGUGUUACUUGUUGCAUGUAUUUUAAUUGCUGCACUUUUAUAAAAAAAAAAAAAAAAAAAAGUGGCUGCAUAUGGACAACUUGUUCUUUUCAUAUCAUGAACAGACUAAAACAAUAUUGCCUUUGUUUGCGCCUCAAGAUUUUUUCAGCAGAAACGGGAUACUGCCUGACGUAAUGACGUAAGGCGGUAACGUAAGUAGUCAUUUCCGGGUUUGUGUUAUUUACUGUUCUGCUUCCUGCUAAUCAAUUCUGUUAGUACGUUCACGGGUGCUCGUUCUCUCCUGUAACGUUAUAACAGCUGGGUUAUUGUUAAAGUGUACCGUCUAAGUAAACACGACGUUUAUGUUGGCCGCUGCUCCUUAGCUGUUGUCAUCCUCACUUUGCGUUGUUUUUGUCUGUCAGGCCGUCGGUUCUGGACAACUUUGCUCUCCUAUCAGGGCAGCUGAACACCAUCAAUAAACUUCUUAAGAACGAAAAGACGCAGUCGUUUCGCAACCAGGUCAUCAUCCCACUGCUGCUGUCUCAGGAUCGUGAUGACGAUUUAGCAGUGAGCAUCUUUGGCGGGAUGGCUGGGUUGGCUGCUCACGAGCUGGCAGGGUUAAUCAAUGGUAAUGUAAAAAUGUAGUUUAUUUGCCGUAACGGAGGCGAUGAAUUAGAGGAGUGGACCCGAAACUGAGAAUGGAAAUCAAUAAAGCGAAGCCUGUGCGGAGCAGCCGGGUUAUGUGGAGAAGUCUACUGUAAAUAUGAUAGCAUUUGGGCAUGUGAAGUUAUAUUUGAAGCUGCUAGUAAUUCCGUCUGCGAUUGGCUGGCGACCCGUCCAGUUUGUACCCCCGCCUCUCGUCCGAAGUCAGCUGGGAUAGGCUCCAGCAUACCCCCGCUACCCUAAUAACGAUAAGCGGCAUAGAAAACAGAUGGAUGGAUGAGAGUAAUUGUGUAAGAUCACUGACGUUGACCAAUGGUAAAUUAUGACGCAAACAUGUAUUAUUUAAAAUGGGGCGUGGUCAGCUGCUGUGUUUUUCUGCUGGCAGUUUGUUGACAGUGUCAAGUUUGUCAAGAUGUCCUCCGCCCACGAUAUGUGAGUGAUUCCAAAGUUUGAAAUGUUGGUUUGCGUAAGAGUGAUUUUUUUGUGUGUAGGAGUGUUUUUGUCGCCUGAAGCUACUUCAAGGUUGUUAGUACUUUGA